AUAAAACAACAUAACUUCAAUGGAUUUACUACAAACCACACCUAUUAAACAACAAAUGUAAUGCUUCCCCUUACAAAAUGUGAUAUUGUCCACUAUCGAUCGAAUAUGAUCAUACAUUGAUUAUAAUCAGAACGGUACGAUAUGUACAUCAUUUUCCAAAAAGCCGCCAAUUUCGCUGGCGGUUGAUUGACGCGAUUGAUUGACGCGCUUGUUGCCGAAACGCCACUCUGUCUAACGGGCUGUGGUGCCUGCUAUCUGGUGUCGAUUUUAUACUGCCCAAAACUGAUUUUCGAGAAUUAGAGAGAAUUCCAACAAGUGGUUGCAUGCCGUCUACUGUUUGCACAGCCCGAUGUGAUAGUUUCGCUACCCGCAUUUCGACCACCGAAUUUUGUCUGCACAAGUCGGAUCUGCCGCUAUCUUGCAACAUGUCAUGCAGCUCCGCACGAAAGUUGUUUAAACUAUUUCCGAUGCCGGACAACAGUUCCGGGAAGAUGUAUGUUUCCCGAACACGGACAGUUUUGCUAUUUGGCAAACAUUAGCGCACAUGUCAACCGACACUCACGGAUCACCUAGUUUAUUUUGGGCUUGCAGGCUUCCAUCAGACGCUUAAAUCAUGUUUAUUUGUUUUGCUGCCUAAAAAUUGGUUUUGUUUGUUUGUGAUAAAAAUCUGGUUUUACUUUGCCGGUGAGUGCGGCGGUACACAUUAACGAAGAAGUCUUUGGCGUCUGACAUGCGGCAAACAUACGGCGAUAGGGCAUAAUACAUUGUUAAAUGUUCAUAAGAAGCAGAUACAUACAGCUGUGAGGUAAAGCAAAUAAAAGAAAAACGACAACCAUGCACGACAGGGGCAAGCAUUUAUAGUUCUAUUUUUUUUUAAUGGGUUUGAUGAUCAUCAUGGUAGCAACUUUGAUACCUUCUAUUUGAUACGUUAUAUUUCAACCCUUUGUUAUGCAAAUUUGUCAAUUCUAUUUCACGAAAGCAUUAGCUAUUAUUAAAAACCAAAUAUCAUAAUAGAUAGGGCCCUCAGCUUUUUUGCAUAACAAUAACUAAAUUUAGUUUUAAAAUUUCCUUCUAUCAUCAUUUUACACUUAAAAUCACUUCUAAAUGCAGUAAAACGCAUUUUUGUAUCGGAAAUACAUAAUGGAUUUGUGAAACGGAAAACAAAUUCAACCGAACGUUCGCAGCCUACAGCUGCCACAGUUGAACUCACCCUUUUCCCAAAACACACGAUUCAUAAAACGAGUGGCUGCGUACUGCCUCACGCCGUGCCAAAAAAUUUUGACACAUGCAAUGAAUAAUUUCGUGUCCCUGCGUGCUUCCCGGCAAUCUCGGUCACGAAAAUGACCAAAUGAAAUAAUCUUAAUAGUUCUAAUAUGAAAAUAAACAAUUCUAUCACAAUUGGUUUUUAACAUCCAACCGGUAAUUUCAACCCCCUUGCGUCACAUCCAACGCAAACAGCUGUACAAACCUUGACCAAAAACAUAAAACAGCCAUCCCCUUGCUGGUGCCGCUGUGUUGGUGAGCUCGGUUCCGUUCGUCUGUGUUGUGUGUACCACCAGCAGAAGCAGCAGCACAAGCAGCACCAGUAGCAUAGCAGAAGCAUAACUUUCUCGUCCUUUACACCGUCGAUGACACACAAAAGCGUGCAGAGACACAAAGUGCAACAUUUUUAAAGGGGGGCACAGCAGGGCAGUGAGUGUGCGUGGUGUGGUGUGGUGCGGCAGAUGCUUCUAGUGGGUGUGCUGCUGCUUUGUGUGGUGCGGCUGAGCGUUUGUGCAGAAAAAAAGAAAACGUCUUAUCCACCAAACGCGUUCGCGUGCUCUCUCUCUUGUUCCGUCGUGUUGUACACGCAAUCGCCGCCGCUCUACCACACGGCGUAACUUUUCCAGCCAAACUAGCAGUGCAAUGAAGUGGUAGUUCCGUUCGGGUUUUAAUGGAGUGUUAGAAGGAGUAUUUAUUGAGCGGAUAUAGUGCUCCGUCCCCCCGGGAAAGUUCUUAAAUUCCAGUGUUUAAAAAAAAAAGGGAAGCCGCCCAGUGUGUGUUAAAAGUGACCAGAGCAACAACGGUUACCAAGCAAAGCAGGCGGCACGCUGCCGAAACUGUUGAUAUCAUCAUCAAUCGUGAAGAUCGAAUUUCGUGUGCGUUCCUUUUUCCGAUACCGGCCGCAUUGAGUGCGCGUGAAAGUAGUGGCGUGGAACGCUAUUUCCACCUUCUCUUCCUCUCUCCUUUUCAAAGUGUAUAUGUGUGUGUGAGUGCGUUUUACGGCGUGCAACCGUUAAAAGCAUAAAUUUUAAUCGACCCCAAAAACCCCCCAAUCCGCCCCAAGUGGCACGGUUCAAUUCUGCCAGUAGCCCGUGCUUCGUGUUAAAACCUGAAAAGUUAAAACCAUUCAACCUGUGUAUGUGUGUGUGUGUUUGUGAUUGCGUGUGGAAAUAAAUUUCCCUUUACCGCCGUGCGGGAGGGUACACACACACACAGUGUGCCUCGAUACGCUCGUAGGCCGGCAGCGGUCCAUUAGAACAGUGCGGUGCGCGCCCAUUUCCCACACGGACGCCGACCGUCGCGGGUCCGGGGGCCGUCGAAAUUAUGUUAAAAGUGAUUUACAUCCUCACGAUUGCCGGUUGUUUACACACGCCAGUGACUUUCGGUCGGGAACAGCAGCAGCAGCAGUACCAGCAGCAGCAGCAGCAGCAGCAGCACCAGCAAAACCAACCGAACCAUUACACCUCGGACACAUCCAAUGGGCUGACAUUUACACCGUCCGGUACGGCCGGAUACGCCCGCACGGCGUCGACGGGCAAUGGCAGCAGCAGCAACAGCUACUCACCAAAUGGCAAGUUUAAGCGGCGAAAGAAGACGGAAAAGCUGCAUCAGCAGCAGCAGCAGGAUGCGCUCGAGGAGGACACGAUCGAGCCGGGCGUGUGCCAGGUGUACACCGGCACCACCUGCGAGCAGUACCUCCGCAACCAGACCGUCUUCGUGACGCCCGACAUCACGAUGGAGAUACUGGAGGAGCGACUAAAGUCGGCGUACGGCGUGAUCCGCGAGUCGAAAGACAUGAACGCCAACUGUCGCGUGUACGCACUGCCUAGCCUGUGCUACAGCAUCCUGCCCGUCUGCCGGACGCCCGAGCUGACCAACCAUCAGUACUUUGCGAACCGUGCGGCCGCCGAAGCGGCCCAGCGGGCCGCCACCAUCGGCCGGGGGAAGAUGCGAGCGCACGAGAAGAAAAACAAUCGCAAGCAGCUGCUGGUGAAAGCGGCCCUUUCGACAGUCACAACACCGUACGAAGAGCGCGGCAAUGGGACACUCACCACCACGGAACGUCUGCGGGUGUACUUUAGCGGUGGCGUAACGCCCGAUCUCGGCGGGCGCUUUUUCGACGGUGAAAUUGUGACGGAAAACUCGUUACCACCGCGGUACGAUAAUGCGCGCCGCGGUCGACGAGCUGCCGGCCAUCAGCAGUACGUGCAGCCGGGCGAAGAAAUAACCGUCCUAUCGUACACCUCAUCCUCGUCGGGGCCGAAAAAAUCCUACCCACCAACGCGGAACACGGAAAACCUGCGGCGCAUCUGUCGCAACGACUGUGAGCUGCUGGAAAACGAGCUGUGCCAGAAGGAGUACGCUAUUGCGAAGCGACAUCCAACCAUCGGGCAGAAGCUCCCACUGGAGGAGUGCGACGAUCUGCCACUGCAGAAGAGUGUCGAUGGGACGAUCCUGAACGGCAUCGGAGGGCUAGGGAGUUCGGGCGAUAUGGAGUGUAUGCGGUUGGGGAUUGAUUUGGACAUUAAACCGAACGAUGAUUGCUACUGGGAGAAUGGUGCUAGCUAUCGGGGCAUCAUGGACCGGACGAAGUCUUCGAAAAUUUGUAUGCGCUGGUCGAAGCUGAUGCACACCAUGUCGGAAUUUCCACAUCUGGCCGGUCACAACUACUGCAGAAAUCCACCACACGCCGGUCCAAUGGAUGCACCCUGGUGCUACGUGGACAUGCAAAAAACCAUCGAGUACUGUGACAUCCCAAAGUGCUCGGAGCGAAUGUGGAUGUACAUCAUCAUCGGGUUCGUCGCCGUCAUCUCGCCCCUCUUCAUCGGUAUUGGCGUGUUUUGCUGCCGAAAGUAUCGCAAACAUGGCGUCUCGAACAUCCAAAAUAUCAAUCUACCUAACGCGGACAAGAACAUCUACGGUAACUCGCGGCUCAAUUCUCCAAUCGAGAUGACCUCCCUUAUUGCUAACCAGUCGUCUACGGGGGCCGCUAGUCGUAAUGCCGAAAACGGUGGCAUUCAGGGGUUAACGACGGGCCAGCCCGGGAAUGGCCAUAACCCGGGCCAAUCGUCUCAGUCGCGUAACAACGGUAUCUCGCGCGUCCCACAGUACACACUGCAGGACGUACGGUUCGUGGAGGAGCUGGGCGAGGGUGCUUUCGGCAAGGUGUACAAGGGUGAGCUAACGCAGAAGAACGGCGAACGAAUCUUCGUUGCGGUGAAAGCACUAAAAGAGAAUGCGAGUGCUAAAACGCAGGCAGACUUCAAGCGGGAGAUUGAACUGAUAUCGGACCUGAAGCAUGACAACAUCGUGUGCAUUCUGGGGGUGGUGCUGAAGGAGGAACCACUCUGCAUGCUGUUCGAGUACAUGGCCCAAGGUGAUCUGCACGAGUUCCUGAUCGCCAACUCACCGAACGAGGGGAAAUCGCUUAGUCAGCUGCAGUUUCUACUGAUAGCACAACAGAUCUGCGACGGAAUGGAGUAUCUUGCAAGUCAUCAUUACGUGCAUCGGGAUCUGGCAGCCCGGAACUGUCUGGUGGGUGACAACUUGACGGUGAAAAUCUCCGACUUUGGGUUGUCGCGUGACAUCUACAGCUCGGAUUACUAUCGUGUUCAGUCAAAGUCACUUCUUCCCGUACGCUGGAUGCCUUCGGAAUCAAUUCUGUACGGGAAGUUUACCACCGAGAGUGACGUUUGGUCGUUCGGUGUGGUGCUGUGGGAAAUCUACAGCUACGGUCUGCAGCCGUACUACGGAUACAGCAACCAGGAGGUGAUCAAUAUGGUACGCGCCAGACAGUUGCUACCGUGUCCCGAGUCCUGCCCAAGUGCUGUCUACUCGCUGAUGGUGGAGUGCUGGCACGAGCAAGCAGUACGACGACCCACGUUCCCAGAGAUUGGCCAUCGGCUGAAGAUAUGGUACCAAGCGCAGAAAAGAAGUGAACAAAACGAACAGGGAGGUUUCAACCGCAAGGGCUCGAUGCUGAGCGUCAACACGAAUCGCAUGUCCUCGCAGGGCAACUUGAACAUUGCCACCCCGUCGUCCUCAUCCAGCCAUCACUCGCUGAGCCGGGAGCGUAAUGGAGACGGCCGCUCCGAUCAGCAGCUGCAGAUGCAACAACAACAACAACAACAGCAAGCCCAACCACUGCUUGCCCAAUCGCAGCAGCGCAAACAUCAUCAUCAUUCGUUGGAGCGCGAAAAAAUCCUACGAACAAAUCAAUUACAACAUCAACAGCAGCAACAGCAACUGCAGCAGCAGCAACUUCAGCAAGCUGGACCACCUCAUACGGUCACUUCCCGGCCGCAUCAUCAACAUCACCAGCAUCACCAUUCGCUGGACCGUAGCAACAGUGCGGCGGCCGGCCGGCUGGACGAAUCGAACGCCUCCGCUGGCGAUCAGUUCGAGACGCAAAGCAACCGCAGCUUCUACCACAAUGCGAGCGCAAGUCGAAGCAACAAGAGCAUUCACUCGAUGCAGGAACCGGGUCAGCACCAUCACACCAGCAACCACCAUGCCCAUCCGCACCAGCAGCAGCACCAUGGGCACCACGGCGGCCAGCAGCAGCCAUCGAUGGGACACCCGCAGGGAUACAAAAACUUUAGCCUGCCGCGGAAAAGCAUCGACAGCGGGCACGAGUACGGGCUGGACGGUGCGUCCGGUGCGGAUCUGGCCAGCCUGGCUGCCGCCAGCUGCAGUCCCGGCUAUCCGGCCGCCGGCAACCGGGCGGAGAUGAAGGCACGCCCACCAAAGGACCCGCACCGGCAUCACCACCAUCAUCACCAUCACGGUUCGGGCCGAAGCAGCCGGAAUCUGAUCGAUGCGGUUGCGGCAGUUGGCAGCUCUAUCUCGUCGCUGCCCGGUAGCAGCGAUCUAGCGUCCUAGCUAGACCGCCAGGCACAGCACAUACCAAAGAACAGCACACAGUCACUGGUUGCCGGUCAGCAGCAACAGCAGCAGCCGAUGGCUGGAGCAGCACAACCACCGAUGCCACCGAUCGGGCGCAAACCGAGCCACAGCGGUAGCAUCCUCAGCGUGGCCAGCAGUACGAGCGAGCAGGCGUGUGGGAUCAGUUCCUUUCAGCCCGGUUUCAGCUCACCCGCGCCAACAGUGACGGCGAACGGAGUCGUCACUGGUGUUGGAGACGCACCAAUGCUGCCACAGAGCGCUCUAAUGCAGUCGUCUUACCACGAAGGCUAAUGCGUUUCAUUUCAGAAAAAAGGCCGUUUUAUCAACUAGCGUAGCGUAGAUAAGGAUAAACAGAUACUCCCCACACCACAUCAUCCCCAGUGCAUAUGUUCUACAUGUCACCUCCUGUGUGGCAUAGAACACAACCAGAUAUAGAGAGAGCGUUGGCAGUUGGCAGUAGGCAAGUUCGGUUUCAUUUCAAUUCACAUACAUUGCAAAACCCGCUCAAAACCACAGCACCGGAUCCUUCACUCUGGAUGGUGUGCCAUGUUUCUCGAUCUCAAACAUUGGACUGCUAGUGCAUUAGGAAUUAGGCGUUAGGGAAUGGGACACACCACGUGUUCAUUCAUUUUCCAUUAAAAUCUCAUUUCGUUUGUAUGUGCCACGCAUCUUGGCAGGAUGUGCUGCUUCAGACGCUUGGAAGUUCGCACAUCCGAGGCUGUUCCAUAGAGUAGACAUCGGUAGCUAUUGCUACAUCCCCACAACAAACACAUCUUUACCAUUUCCCACUCUUUAGAACUGAGCAUAGGUAAAUUAAUUCACUGUUUUAAGGUACGGAAGCUCCAGAAGAGCGAAUGUCAAAUGAAGAAAGAACCUCAAAGCAGAUACUAGCCCGCAGUUCUCUACUAGCUCAUUUUUUCGACUAAUUUAUUAUCAUCUUAAGUUGUAUUGUAAGCCACGAAAAGGGGAGGUAACUGAAACGACCGUCUACGUGUAUCCGUGCACUCUACGCGGUGCAUUUGGAUGACAUUUUUAACCCGCACCCAGCAGUUCGAGAUUGAUGCAUUUUAAGUGAACUGCCAAACAGUAGCAGACUCAAUUGAAGCCACAGUUUAAACCAAGUCAUCGAUAAUUCCGUACCAUCAGAGCCUGUGCAGUCUUAUGUACUUCGAGUGGGGCACAAACAUGAGAAGAGUUACAGCCGCGGUACAGCAACAACCAACAAAACAAACAGAGAACUAAGAGACUAUGCAUCUGUUUCCGGGAAGGCAGUAUGCAUUUUCCAAACGCUACACGCCGAUGGGAAGAAAGGAUGCAUUAAAGAAUAAAUAAUUUAAAUAUCAUAGUAAGGCCAGAUGUUUAAUGUUUAAGAAGGACAGUGAACGCAGAAGCGCACAACAAAAGGUGGAAAAACGCUCCAAGGAAUGGAAGGAACUGUUGUGGUCGCAGCCAGGAACAGAAGGAAUAGUCAGUCAGUCAAGUCAGUCAGUCAGGUGCCGUUCAGGGCAACAACCCGCAAAGGACAACGUCGCAUUUAGCGACAUUUUUAUGAAGUGAAUGAAAACCAAAACCGUGUAAUAAUAAUGUACUAUUAGUAAGGAAGAUUCAUUCUUUUUUUUUGCAUGUGAGAAAAUAAAUUCAACAACGGCAACAAAACCAAAACAAGCUCACCCGAGAGGAUUGAUGCGGGAGCAUUAGCCAGGAUGAACGAAUUUGUCGGAACAAUAA
Messenger RNA from Anopheles gambiae (African malaria mosquito), 7896 nucleotides. RefSeq names its product tyrosine-protein kinase transmembrane receptor Ror (gene Ror). Gene Ontology annotation, cellular component: membrane; signaling receptor complex. The record is from RefSeq and is a predicted model, not a curated record. Gene Ontology annotation, biological process: protein phosphorylation; multicellular organism development; positive regulation of kinase activity. Lineage: Eukaryota; Metazoa; Arthropoda; Insecta; Diptera; Culicidae. Gene Ontology annotation, molecular function: protein binding; ATP binding; transmembrane receptor protein tyrosine kinase activity. Bases 2587 to 6144 code for a protein of 1185 amino acids. The transcript is spliced from 7 exons.